AUGCUAUCGGUUUUGGGUAGGUCCUUAUCGUCGAGACAGCCGGUUCUAGUGGUCGCCAGCCAAAACUAUAGCAGUAUUUCGGUUCUAACCCCGGAAAACGCGCAUCCAGAGCCACGAGUGAGCUCACAGGGGGCUCAAUUUAGAAAGGGAAAUGGUGGAAGAGCCUCCUUCUCCGGAAACGUGGUUACCGUAUUCGGCGCUUCGGGCUUCCUCGGCCUCCCCGUCGUCAAUAAAUUCGCGAAAAACGGAUCGCAAAUCAUUAUUCCAUAUCGACAGGAUCCGUAUUAUAUGAGAGAGCACAAAGUGUUGGGAGAACUCGGACAGGUCCUCUAUUUUCCGUUUGAGCUCAAGGAUGAGGAGAGCAUUCGCAAGGUCGUCAAGUACUCGAACGUCGUUGUCAACUUGAUUGGAACACGUGUCCCAACUGGAAACUACAACUACUACGAUGUCCACGACACUGGAGCCCGCCGCCUCGCAAAAAUCUGCAAAGAGAUGGGCGUCGAGAAGUUCGUCCAUUUAUCGGCUCUCGGAGCCACCGUGGACCCGCCAAAAGGACAUUUCGUCGCGAAAUCCGAAUUCCUGCGUUCAAAGGCUCUGGGAGAGAUUGCGGUGCGCGAGGAGUUCCCCGAGGCGACAAUCAUUCGUCCAUCGGUGAUUUAUGGUGAACUCGAUGGUUUCAUUCAGUACUAUGUGUCGAGAUGGCGAAAAACCCCACUGGAUCAUGUUUAUUUGUACAAGAAGGGAGAGCAGACGUAUAAGAUGCCGAUUUGGGUUGGCGACGUUGCUCAAGGAAUCGACCGUGUCGUCAACGAUCCCACGGCCAAGGGACACACUUAUGAAUUCGUCGGACCACACUGCUAUCAACUGUCUGAGCUCAUCGAUUUCAUGUACAAAAAGGCGCAUUGUCUGCCAGAUUUUGGAUUUAGAUACAAGCGUCACGGCCUCCCGGACCCAUACUUUAUGGCGCUGACGUUGGCAACUGAGUUGUACGGAAAAGUGUUCAAGUGCAAAGUUCCAUUGAACAGAGAAUGGAUGGAGUACAUUGAAGUCCAAAACGAUGUGCUGACUGGCGAACGAACCCUGGCCGACCUCGGCGUCCGCCGAUUGACAGAAUUCGAGUUGGCCGGCGGUCAACAGGCAUUCUAUCGAUCGUUCAAUCGAUAUUUCGAAGAGCAAUACGGAGAACUUCCAGCGCCACCACUUCCACUCAGAUCACCACCACUCACCAAGAAGACGGUUGGAAGCGGAAUCAAAUCGGGAACGAGCAAAACUGUGGCUUUUAACUAA
This is a messenger RNA of Caenorhabditis briggsae, 1287 nucleotides long. NCBI's taxonomy places the organism in Eukaryota, Metazoa, Nematoda, Chromadorea, Rhabditida, Rhabditidae. Gene Ontology annotation, cellular component: mitochondrion. Bases 1 to 1287 code for a protein of 428 amino acids. The transcript is spliced from 8 exons. The record is from RefSeq and is a predicted model, not a curated record. Gene Ontology annotation, molecular function: protein-containing complex binding.